Messenger RNA from Phyllostomus discolor (pale spear-nosed bat), 1985 nucleotides. It is a transcript of the gene RAX2, whose product is annotated as retina and anterior neural fold homeobox 2. Bases 429 to 971 code for a protein of 180 amino acids. Gene Ontology annotation, biological process: positive regulation of transcription by RNA polymerase II. Lineage: Eukaryota; Metazoa; Chordata; Mammalia; Chiroptera; Phyllostomidae. The record is from RefSeq and is a predicted model, not a curated record. Gene Ontology annotation, molecular function: DNA-binding transcription factor activity, RNA polymerase II-specific; RNA polymerase II cis-regulatory region sequence-specific DNA binding. The transcript has 2 exons.
GAGCACCCACUAGGACAGAGGACUUGGUGGUAAGGAAGCAUUACCUGGGAGCAGUGUCCCGGCCUGCUUUCCUGAGGGCCCUAGACCCAGAGGGAGACAAUCAGAAAGUCGGAGAUGUGGGGAGAGAGCGGCAGUCAGGGAGAGUUCCAGAGGGAAAGAGAAAUAGAGGUUUCGGGACAGAGACUCACACACAAAAGAAUCAGAGAAGGGGGUGGAAACAGGGAGAUAGAAAAUGAGAUCAUCUGAGAUCAACAGAGAGAGACUGGGGGAGGCAGAAUGAAUGCAGGACGUCAUGAGGGAAAAGCCCCUUCACAACUUACCCGGGACCCAGCAGGCUCCCCUGCCCUCCCCAGCUGACAGUCCCUCUUGCUGUCCUACCACCAUCAUCUGUCCUGCUGCUGUGCUGCCAGGUGGAGGUGAGGGGAGCCAUGUUCCUGAACCCUGGCGAGGGGCCCGUGGCUGAGGGUGGAGGGCCGGCACCCUGUGAGGAGGCCCCCAAGAAGAAGCACCGGAGGAACCGUACCACCUUCACCACCUACCAGCUGCACCAGCUGGAGCGGGCGUUCGAGGCCUCCCACUACCCGGACAUUUACAGCCGAGAGGAGCUGGCAGCCAAGGUGCACCUGCCGGAGGUGUGGUUCCAGAACCGUCGGGCCAAGUGGCGGCGUCAGGAGCGUCUGGAGACUGGCUCAGGGGCUGUGGCCGCCCCAAGGCUUCCUGACACCCCAGCGCUGCCCUUUGCCUGCCCUCCAGCCAUGCCACUGCCCCUGGAGUCCUGGCUGGGCCCCGGGCCGCCCGCCAGGCCAGGCCUCACUCACCUCCUGGGCCCGGCCCCGGGGCUGCAGGCGUCCUUCGGGCCUCAUGCUCUUGGUUCGGCUUUCAUGGAAGGCUUUACCCUGGAGGAGGCAUCUUUUCGGCUGCUGGCCAGGGAGCACGCACAGGCUCUGGACAGGGCCUGGCCACCGGCCUGAGCUUGGUGCCUACACAGCUCUCCCUCUUUGACCUGUUCCAAGGGCCUGGGAUGAUAGAUACAGUCCAGGCUAUCGAUGAGGAAAGAGACUACCCAUCCCCACUCUCCAGUCCAUGGCCACCCAUGGCAGGUCCCCACCCCACCUCACUCUGCCUUGCAGGGAGACUGGGACCCAGUCUUGGAAAGGAGGUGGUCAUAGGAUUCCCAGACCAGGGGGUGCGGGGCCCCGGGUGGCCUUGGGGGAGUCUCUGCCAUCCUGGGACCUCAGUGCCCCCGUCUGUCAAAUGGGGGUAGGUGGGUGGGUAGCUUGGUAGGCUCUGGGACUGUAAGACUAUAACUGGGAGCCACCGGGACCUUCAUUCCGGGAGUCAGUAAGUCUAAAUCCCUGCUAAUCUUUCACCAGCAGAGCUGCCCAGCUCUCAGGGCCUUCUCUCAGAAAUAACGGCAGAGCAGCUCUCAUGCAGCUGCCUCCUCUGUGUGCUCCCGGUCAGAGCCUGUCCUGUGAGGCAGGCACAGCCACCAGCCCCAUUUUACAGGGAGGUAACUGAGGCCCAGAGGUGGAAAGCCGGUUUGCUGAGGCCACAAAGCCAGUAGGGCGCGGAGCUGUUUUUCACAUUCACUGUCUGACUCCAUUACGCCAGGCACAGCUGGGUCCCUGCUGGCUCCGGCAGCAGUUGGACCCAGGCCAGGGCUAAUGGGGGACCAGGCAGACACUGGGUGAAUACCGUCUGUCCCUGCUUCCUCCAUGUUUCAAAGCGUGGCUUAUGUCCCCACUGACCACAGACCCUGUCACAUCUCCCAGCCCAGAGAGGGUGGUACGGGGCCUUUGGUGGCAAGGCCAGCAUUUGUUCUGUCCAACCCAAUUCAUUCAUUCAUCCACCCACCCGUCUACCCAGGAAGCAAUAGGGACACAACAGUAAACAACACCAACAAAAAGCCCUGCCCUGAUGGAGCUGCCGCUGCAGUGGGAGAGACAAGAUGCAAAAGUGAAAAAUAAAUAAAAUAUAAAAUACCA